Mercenaria mercenaria is the source of this 1158-nucleotide messenger RNA. RefSeq names its product leucine-rich repeat-containing G-protein coupled receptor 5-like. The record is from RefSeq and is a predicted model, not a curated record. Lineage: Eukaryota; Metazoa; Mollusca; Bivalvia; Venerida; Veneridae. The coding region runs from base 134 to 1081 and encodes 315 amino acids. Gene Ontology annotation, cellular component: plasma membrane. The transcript is spliced from 3 exons. Gene Ontology annotation, molecular function: protein binding.
GCUGUUUAUAUACGACACCGUUCCAAAUUAUUCCAACGUAGAUAAAGCCUGUCUGGAAGACAUUUACUGUCGUUCACCGCCUGUUUAAGUUUCUUGUUUGUGGACAAAGAAACUGGACUUUUGUGUCACAAAGAUGGAAAAAAGCAUCAUUAUAUUGUUAUGUAUCUUCAGUGCUGUUUCCACAACCCAAGCUUACCUGUUAGGCGGAACAACCAAUGUAUACUCUCACGACUGUCUACCGCCGGCGUGCAAAGGGUGCGGCUAUUUCAAUUACGCAAGUCCGAUUGCAACCGUCAACGAUUUCCUGAUUACGUGCAACAGGGCCCAGUUGUCGACAUUUCCAACGGUUAAUUCAAUAAACAUCAGUCAAAAUAGUGUUAAGAUAGAUCUUAGUUCUAAUUACUUUACAAAUAUACCAGGAAAUGUCUUCCACCAAGUUCAUCUUCAAAGCCAGGCAAAGGUCACAAUGAAGCUGGACUUCAACUCCAUUUCUGGCAUCGAUGGAAACGCUUUUAAUGGCAUAUCAAUGCAGAUAACAAGUCUAGAUCUCUCCUAUAACCGACUAGAUAACAUACCGUCGGCUAUUGGUACGCUAAAUAACCUCAGAUCCCUGUACUUAAAGGAAAACCCGCUAAGCCAUGUAGACAAUUCCGUUACGACAGGUUUUAGCCACUCUUUAACAUAUUUCAAUUUUGAUUUCGAUUAUCUUCCAUCAUGGCCAAAUUCUUUCAAAAACCUAUCUGCUUUGGAAUAUCUAGAAAUUAAUGACAUAGCAAAUGAGCUGAUUGACGCCAGCAUUUUUGACGGGUUUGCAAAUUCCCUGAAAGAACUUUCUUUACUAUAUGAUGUGCGAGAUAACGGUCCGAACUUCCUUACAAUUCCGCCAGCAGUUACACAUUUGCAAAACCUUCAAACUUUGACUAUAGGAGGAGAGGUCUAUUGUACUUGCAAUCUGUCUUAUCUUAAGAACUGGCAGGUGCCAAGUUUUAUCAAAGCUGCAGGAAAAAGUUUUCUUCCUUGUAACGAUUCUAAUAUACUUGUUGAUGAUUACAUUCAUACAGUUGGGCAACAAUGUCAUUAAUGAAUGUAUUAGUGUUUUCGUUAUAAAUAUUUUGGAAAAAUAUUAAAUUGGAAAGUUUAUUUCUCUAUCCAUCUUUA